GACUUGCGAGGUGGCGUAGAAAUCGGCCAUAGUGGAGGUGGCGGCGGAGGCCGGAGCUCCGUAGUCGGCGGAGGGAAGGAGCGAGCAAGAGCCCGACCAUGGCGUACGGCGGCCUCGCGGUGCCCAUCACCGUCAUGAGCGUGUUCUGGGCAGUGGUCGGCGGCGUCGUGCCGUGGUUUGUGCCCAAGGGGCCUAACCGGGGUGUUAUUAACACAAUGUUGGUGACAUGUGCUGUCUGCUGCUAUCUCUUCUGGCUGAUUGCAAUCCUGGCUCAACUGAACCCUCUCUUCGGACCACAGUUAAAAAGUGAAGUAAUUACAUAUCUAAAGUACCACUGGCCUUAACUGAUGUGCUCAUCUACUGCAGUUUGUGGACUGGGAUAUGAAGAGAUUUUCUUUAUGUAAAGUCCCGUUGAUCCAGAUGCCUUCUAAUGUACUUUGAAUCCGACCACGUCUGCUCAAUGCCUUACUGUUUGUUCUAUUACAAGAAAUGUUUGCAUAAUCUUGUUGUUUUUUCACCCUUGAAAGUGCCUAAUAGAUAUCUAUAUUUCUACUCAGUACAAUGUUGUGCUUGAAUUUCAAGUAUUAUAAAUAAUAUUCCAUCCCUCUUCUCUGCGCUGACAGUGGCUAGAUGGAAUUGAGAAUUGCCUCUGAGCAUAUUUGCCUUAACAAUUUUUAUACUAGACUGUCUACUGAUCCAGUUUACAAGCACAGUCUGAAUGC
Lacerta agilis (Sand lizard) is the source of this 722-nucleotide messenger RNA. It is a transcript of the gene ATP6V0E1, whose product is annotated as ATPase H+ transporting V0 subunit e1. The transcript has 4 exons. Gene Ontology annotation, biological process: proton transmembrane transport. Lineage: Eukaryota; Metazoa; Chordata; Lepidosauria; Squamata; Lacertidae. Bases 99 to 344 code for a protein of 81 amino acids. Gene Ontology annotation, molecular function: proton-transporting ATPase activity, rotational mechanism. Gene Ontology annotation, cellular component: proton-transporting V-type ATPase, V0 domain. The record is from RefSeq and is a predicted model, not a curated record.